This is a messenger RNA of Beta vulgaris subsp. vulgaris (sugar beet), 1016 nucleotides long. Its product is annotated as extracellular ribonuclease LE. Gene Ontology annotation, biological process: RNA catabolic process. Gene Ontology annotation, molecular function: RNA binding; ribonuclease T2 activity. Gene Ontology annotation, cellular component: extracellular region. Bases 199 to 879 code for a protein of 226 amino acids. The transcript is spliced from 4 exons. Lineage: Eukaryota; Viridiplantae; Streptophyta; Magnoliopsida; Caryophyllales; Amaranthaceae. The record is from RefSeq and is a predicted model, not a curated record.
ACACAAUUCAUAUCCCCAAUACAGUAUAUGCUAUCCCUUUGUUGGAUAUUCUACUAUAAUAAAAUCAUUCAAACAAAUUUGUCCUACUAUACCUUAAUAACUUGUUACAUCUAUAUAAAUGAAGUCCACACCUUAACUUAAUGAAACAACAGAAUUGUCCUAAGAUUAACAAGAAAUAAUACAGAAAAGUUUAGAGAGAUGAAUUUUAUUUACUACUAUAUCUUGGCAGUUAAAUUAUUUCUGCUUGCAGUAGUUCCAGCAUUUUCACAGGGCUUUGAUUUCUUCUAUUUUGUCCAAGAGUGGCCAGGAUCCUACUGUGAUACAAAGAAAGGUUGCUGUUAUCCUCUCACAGGGAAACCAAAUGCAAAUUUCGGAAUUCAUGGUCUUUGGCCCAAUUAUGAUGAUGGAUCUUAUCCUUCCAACUGCGAUCCUGAUAGCCCUUUUGACCUCUCAGAGGUCGAAGAUUUAAGGAGCAUACUGCAAGAAGAGUGGCCAACAUUAGCAUGCCCAAGCGGCGAUGGCACAAAAUUUUGGUCCCAUGAGUGGGAAAAACAUGGAACUUGUUCAGAGUCCGUACUAAGCCAACAUUCCUACUUUCAAACUAAUCUUGACCUAAAAGAGAAAAUCAACCUUCUUCAAGUACUCAAAAAUGCAGGUAUAGAGCCAAACGGGACUUUAUACUCGUUGGGAUACAUAAAGAAUGCCAUAGAAGAAGGUGUUGGAUUCACUCCUGCGAUUGGCUGCAAUGUUGAUCCAGCAGGGACUACCCAACUUUACAGAAUCAGCUUCUGUGUUGACAAUACUGCUUCUAACCUUAUUGAGUGCCCUCGUUUUCCUCGGAGCAAUUGUCCUUCCCGAGUUGAAUUUCCAUCAUUUUGAUAGUUUUUUACCGUCUUUGGUAAAUGAUAAUCAAUAUUGUAAUCGAAUAAUAAUUGAGUAUUUUGUAUCGGUGGGUACGAGAAAGCAUCAAUAUUAAUUUAUGUCUAACAUAAUGCAAUCUUAUACAUUCUAAAGUA